Molecule: messenger RNA, 6431 nt
Organism: Diprion similis
Lineage: Eukaryota; Metazoa; Arthropoda; Insecta; Hymenoptera; Diprionidae
Product: cholesterol transporter ABCA5-like
Exons: 25
Coding region: 444-5597 (1717 amino acids)
Biological process (GO): transmembrane transport; lipid transport
Cellular component (GO): intracellular membrane-bounded organelle; membrane
Molecular function (GO): ABC-type transporter activity; ATP binding; ATP hydrolysis activity
Source: RefSeq, a predicted model, not a curated record
CGCAGGGUUUCCGGUUAAAUCGGGGGUGCGGUUGUCGUUUGUUUGCUUUUCGCCAGAUCCCGGAAGUGAACGCGUUCAACACUGCGCAACUAUGGCGGCCAAAUGGUGUGCGUGGAACGAAGCUUGACGACAGGGGACAAAAAUCGAAAACUUGUACCGUGCAAGGAACGCCGCAAGCAGAGAGUUACACAGCGACUGAGGAUGGCAAUAACUAUAACGAUAAUACGGAAGACCGAUGAUCCUCGAGGAAUAUUCUUCGGCGUGAUUUUAGUGCCAUCGUGAGUGACGCAACGUGUUCCAGCGGGUUAUGACUAAUUAGCAAGAACCGCAGCCGGCAGCAGCAGCAGCAGCAGCAGCAGCUCAUUGUCAGUUAUUAGAGGCGCUUUGCACUCCCUGCACUUCAACUCUAACUAGAAAACGUCGACACAAAGGUCAAGCUGAGGAUGGGAUCCUUCGGGGUGUACAUGUCUCAGCUACGGGCAAUGCUCGUGCGGAAUCUCCUCUUGAAGAAACGAGAUAAGCGAAAAACAACGGCGGAGAUCAUUCUGCCGCUCUACACCCUUGGAAUACUGAUUAUCGUCAAGGUCUUGAUACCCAACCCAAAUUAUCCAGCAAUGACUACGCCGCGAGUGAAUGGUGGCGUGUUCGACGACUUCAGCCAAACGCAAAACCACACGAUCGCAGUGGUUCCCAACACUACCGAGACCCUUACUUUUCUCAACUCCAUGAACACUUUGUGGAUGUCCAUGUGGGAUACUCCGGUGAAGAUCCCUCUGAACUUCAUGAUCUUCGACACGGAAGACGACCUCCAGGCUGCCUAUUGGCGUGACCCUUCUAGCGUACCAUUGGCCGUCAUUUUCGAAAACCCUUUGCCGGUGUCGGACCGCCUGGAAUACGAGAUACGAACAAAUCCUUCGUAUCAGUCGACACCCUCACCGACGGAAAUGUACUCGUCACCUGUGACCUGUCGAAAAGACACCAGCCACUGGAUGGGCGGAAUCCUAUCCAUGGAAACUGGAGGCUCGUGCCCAGUAAAAAAUUAUUAUGACUCCGGCUUUAUAGCCGUACAACUUUUGCUGGACGUAACAAAAAUAAGACUCAAGACAGAAAAGAAUAUCACAGUGCCUAUGAUCAAGUUAGAGAUGUUUCCAAAAGAAGCAUAUACGGCGAAUUGGAUUCUCUACUUCAGAGUCGUAAUUCCACUUUAUAUGGUCCUGGCACUAUCGCAAUUCAUUACUUAUUUAUUGAUAUUAAUCGUCGGCGAGAAAGAAAACAAAAUUAAAGAAGGAAUGAAAAUUAUGGGUCUUAAGGAUUCUGUGUUUUGGAUGUCGUGGUUCAUUAUAUACGCUGUUUUCGUCCUGCUACUCUCCGCGGUUGCGGUAGUCCUCUUAUUUACUCUCCAAAUGUUUCAACACACUCAUUUUCUGCCCAUAUUUCUUUUGGUGGUGUUAUACAGCUUUUCGGUCAUAAUGUUUGGAUUUAUGAUCACACCCUUCUUCGACAAGUCACGGACUGCUGGAGUCUUGGGAAAUUUCGCAGUCACUAUUCUAAGCUUGAUGUACUUUAUCCAAGUUUUUGUGGAUGAUUCAAGCUCAAUUGCAUUCUGGGUAGCUUCCUUGAUCAGUCCUUCGGGUGUUGCUCUGGCUAUGGACAAGGCCCUAGUCCUGGAUUUGCAAGGGCAAGGUGUGAAUUUCGAUAAUCUAUGGUCUGGCCCAGGGAUUCCCUUUGGUGGAAGUCUCAUCAUGAUGACGUUGGACAUUUUCCUAUACAGCCUGUUAGCCUAUUAUCUCGAUUCAGUCGUUCCUAGUGAAUAUGGCGUCAAGCGAUCGCCUUUCUUUUGUUUUACUCCUGGAUUUUGGUGCAGAAGAAAAGUUCCACUGGUGCCAUCGUCAAACGGGGAAUCUAACUCUUUUAUCCCCGGCGAGGAGACAAACCGGGACGUUGAGCCAGUUGUCCGUGAGAUGAAGGGAAGAGAAGCCAUCAGGAUCGUCGAUCUUUACAAGUCGUACCAGAAGUGCCGGAAGCCUGAAGUGAAGGCCGUUAAUGGGAUCAAUCUGACAAUCUACGAAGGCCAGAUCACCGCGAUUUUAGGCCACAACGGUGCAGGCAAGACGACGCUUUUUAACAUUCUGACCGGUCUGACAGCACCGUCUGGUGGUACAGCAUUGAUCUUUGGCUAUGACGUGAGGGAUCACAACGACAUGCAGAUGAUUCGAAGUAUGACUGGCGUCUGCCCGCAGCAUGACAUUCUCUUCGACCUCCUUACGCCAAGGGAACACCUGGAGUUUUUCGCAGCGGUUAGAGGAAUACCGAGGACAAUGAUCGAGAUGGAGGUGAAAAAAACGUUGAAAGAUAUUGACCUAACUGAAAAGGCGGACGCGUUUGCAAAGUACCUGAGUGGCGGGCAGAAGCGCAAGCUGUCUGUCGGUAUCGCGAUAAUUGGUGACCCUAAGAUAAUCAUUCUGGACGAACCGACGGCCGGCGUUGACCCUUAUUCAAGACGACAGAUGUGGUCUUUCCUUCAAUCCAGACGACACGGUAAAGUGAUUCUUUUAACGACGCACUUUAUGGACGAAGCGGACAUACUCGCGGACCGAAAGGCCGUUAUUAGCAAAGGGAAACUUCGAUGUUGUGGAAGUUCUCUUUUUCUCAAGAACAAGUUCGGAAUUGGAUACCACUUGACGCUGGUGCUGGAAGGCAAUCCUCGAGAACACGCGAUAACUCGACUCGUGUCUUCGCAUGUGUCGAAGGCCGAAAAAGCGAGGCGACACGGCCGUGAGCUUAGCUUCAUUCUGCCUCACAAUUCGGUCGAAAAUUUUGCUCCAUUAUUUUCGGCAAUCGAACAGGAAAUCAAAACAAAGAACUACAGGCUUGGAAUUAGCAGCUACGGUGUGUCUAUGACAACACUUGAGGAGGUUUUCUUGCACUUGGAAAGGGACGAGGAAACUGAGUGUACGAUGGACAAUCUGUCGAAAAAAAUGGUGAGAAAUCGAGCUUUGAGCAGAUCUUUAUCCUUGCAGUCGAAAAGCACUUCUUAUCAGAGUUUGCAGAACGAAGGUGCAGCUGUUCAAGCUGACGGACAAGUUAAAGCUGCUGGCGAUGUGCCAGACGGAGUGCAUAACGAGAAGAACCCUGUUGUUUUGGGAUUGGGACUGGAUCCCGUCAAAACCCGGCCUAACUUUUGCCAGAUUCUCAAGGCCAUGUUACGAUUGAGGGUACUGAGAUUAUUUAGGAACAUUCAGCUACUUUAUUUCACCAUAGUUGCUCCCUUGGCUCUCGUUGCUCUCAGCCUUUACAUCAAUAGCAUUCAAACGGUGGACAUCAGAAUGCAGUCCCUGGACCUUAAUCAUGAUACUUACGGCAAAGAAACUAGAAUUCUUUACACGAACAAUACGGAUAAGAAUAUUACCCCGUUGAUGAAUUACAUCCUCAAAGAUAUCAAAGAGGUUGAUGAAUAUGACGGCAGUUUUGUUGACCUACUCCAUGUAGCACCUCGCAUGGCGGCCUUUAACAUCAAUGAUUACGACAUUGCAAGUUUGAAUUUGACGAUGAUGUACAACGAUACGAUGCAGCACUCUCUUCCUAUUCUGGUCAACAUCAUUUCAAAGGCGAUGUACAGAUUAUUAACAGGCGACACAGCAGACCCUCGGCCUAUACAAGUCAAAACGCAUCCAUUCCAGCAAACUUCUCAACCGCAAGAGUUCAAUAUAGGAAUUGGAAGCUCAGCACUCUUCAUUGGAAUGAUAUUUGUACUCAUUCCCAUAAUACUCGCAGUAGAUAUGGUAUAUGAUAGAGAGAUAAAAGCUAAAAAUCAACUUCGAGUGAACGGCUUAUCGUUCUCAAUGUAUUUUUUGACUUACUUCAUCGUAUUGGCUGGACUUAUGGCUGUCAUCAGCCUGUGCAUCCUUGGAAUAAUAUUUAUAUUCAACGUUCCGUCCCUGCAAGAGCCACCCGCGCUCAUAACGUUGGCUGUCUUGCUAAUGCUCUAUUGUCCCUCGUCCAUUCUUUUCUCCUCAUGUCUCAGCUACAUCUUUGACAAGAUGGACUCGGCGCAAAGUAUUCUGCCAAACAUAGUGACAAUCGUUGGGAUGGUUCCCUUUCUUCUGGUCAUGGGACUUGACAUGUUAGGCCUGGGUGGAACUGCGGCCUUUGCUCUUCAUGUGGUCCUUUCGCUACUGAACACCAUGUACGUUCCGUAUGCGGCCGUCUAUUACGUGGACCGCGUCCACUUAAUGUGCUCAAUAAACGCGGCAUGCCAUCACUUGACCAUGUCGGACUACCUGACCACGGAAAUCAUAUUAAUGGCUGUCGGUGUGAUAUUGCACAUUCCGAUUUGGUUCAUCAUUCUCGUCAUGUUGGACAUCAAGAAAACCGGCGGGAACAUUAGCGACGCCCUGAAGUACUUCCUGCGCAACGGAGGAUCGAUAGGCGAAGAAAUCAUGGAGAACUCGGACGUUGGCGAACACGAAGAUAGCGACGUGAAGGCCGAGAGGCAAAGAGUAUUCAAUUUGAUGGCCGCUUCCGUUCAAGAACCACCGGUCGUGAUGGUCCAGAACUUGCGCAAGGAGUAUCGAAACAGAGAAAUCACGCCGUGUAGCUGCUGCACGAAACGGGACGACGAACCCGUGCCCAAGCGGAAAGUCGCUGUGCGAAAUCUUUCGCUUGCCGUUGAACCGGGCGAGGUAUUUGGUCUCUUGGGACACAAUGGCGCCGGGAAAACUACCACGAUGAAGAUCAUAAUUGCCGAGGAGGCUGCGACCCGGGGGCGAGUCCAAAUCGGGGGAAAUAACAUAACGUCGCAGAUAACCGAGGCCUUUCGACAAAUGGGCUACUGCCCGCAGCACGACGCUCAGUGGAAGAACAUUACUGUUAGAGAACAUCUCGAGUGUUACGCUGCGAUACGAGGUGUGCCCUCAAGUGACAUUGGCAGGAUCGUCGAUCUGUACUUGUCGGGUCUUCAAAUUCACGAGCACGCUGACAAACAGUCCCAAGAGUGCUCAGGGGGUACCAGAAGGAAAUUGAGCUUCGCCAUGGCGAUGGUUGGUGGUCCGAAAGUCGUGCUUAUGGACGAGCCCAGCACCGGUAUGGAUCCCCGCUCGAAGAGGUUUCUCUGGGACACAAUCCUCGCCAGCUUCCAGGUUUCGGUUGCACAGGGGGGCAGAGGGGCGAUCCUGACCACCCACUCGAUGGAGGAGGCCGACGCCUUGUGCUCCAGAGUGGGUAUCAUGGUCAAGGGCGAGCUGAGAUGCAUAGGCUCGACCCAGCACCUCAAGAACCUCUACGGAGCCGGGUACACCCUGGAGAUGAAGCUGUUGGGGGGCGAUUGCACCCCAACGACACCGUCCGGGGACCGGAUAUCCGGACUGAAGGAAUUUGUCGCGGGUCUUUUCCCAGACGCUACUCUCGAGGAAAGUUUUGCCGACAGGCUGGUCUUCGGUGUUCCGCAGCAUGCGGUGCAGUCACUGGCUGAGUGCUUCACGCAGCUUGAAAAGGCAAAAUUGGAAUUGGACAUCGAAGAAUACAGCUUCAGCCAGACGACCCUCGAGCAAGUGUUUCUUAAAUUUUCUCACUACGACGAAGUGAACGGGGGCGAAUAAUGAUGUGAGUGAAAGAUAAAUAUUUCGAGUGAAAAUGAUCAAAGGGAACUGAUCGACUCGCCGACGCGACGACGUAUACAGUGACACAAUAACGUCGAUCCGGAUUGACGAGAAAAUUAAACGAGCAGAGCCUGGGACCAUAGAGGGUGAAUAGUGUUCGAACAUGUAUAAAAAGAGAAAAUAAUAAUAAUGAUUUAUCUGUACAGAUAAUAAUGGUAGUCAUAAUAAUAGUGAGAUUAACUAUUAUUAUUACUGUUAUUAUUGAUUGUUAUUAGGGAGAAUUAUCUAGUUUAUCAAUAUUAUUAUAUACAGGUCCGUACGUCGGUAGUAACAUUGCACUGUCACAAAACUCGUACUACUCGUACUACUAAAUACUUAGAUGUUAAAAACAAAUCGUCUUAAGUAAAUUAGGAAACCGAAACAUAUUGAGGUCGUUGAUGUUCGUCGCAAAUUGUAACGAUCGUCGUCAUUUACAUGUUUAAUUAUUUUUAUUUUUUUUAUAGAAACGGUAAAAGUUGUCAAUUUUACUUUAAAAAACAACAACAACAACAGCAAAAAAAAAAAAAACAAACAACAACCAGCAAACAGUUUUACCGUAUUACGAUUAUGUAAAUAGUUACAAAAUACAUAUACAGUUAAAUGCAGCGUUAUCAAAGUAAAAGAAAAAAAAACUUACACUCGAGAUCUCACUUAUAGAACUUUCGGCUAAUGAGCAUAACUGUAGACUCUGAAACUUAAAUUCGACUGUAACUAACAUUUUGGAAAUGGUAAGUGAAAAUGUUAUAUAGUAUGUACGGCUGACAAAAGUAGCGGAAAUUCUUCUUCUAGUUUAUA